This is a messenger RNA of Echinops telfairi (small Madagascar hedgehog), 1301 nucleotides long. It is a transcript of the gene SH2D2A, whose product is annotated as SH2 domain containing 2A. The record is from RefSeq and is a predicted model, not a curated record. Gene Ontology annotation, cellular component: cytoplasm. The coding region runs from base 1 to 1260 and encodes 419 amino acids. The transcript has 8 exons. Lineage: Eukaryota; Metazoa; Chordata; Mammalia; Afrosoricida; Tenrecidae.
AUGGAGGUCCCGUUGCCUCAGAUAAGUCCCCAAGGGAAUCGCCAAACGCCCAGCCCAACCUUCAGCACCUUCCUGCCCACAGACCUGUCUGGCGGGGGCAGUCAGGGCCCCGAGCUGCCCCUGAAACCCAGACCCCAGGCCCUGGAACCUGAGGAGGCCCAGGGCAGCCCCACGGCUGUGGCCACCCAGGCUUCGGAGGCAUCUCUCCAGGCCCUGGGGGCUGUCUCCAGUCCAGAUGGUGCAGCAAAGGCUGAGGAGGUGCCUGGGGAAGGAGGCCUGGCCCUGCAGGCCGAGAUCCGGGCUUGGUUUCAAAAGACCCAGGCCCAUUGGCUCUUGCAGCACGCGGCAGCCCCUGCCUGGUUCCACGGCUUCAUCACCCGGAGGGAGGCUGAGAGACUGCUGGAGGCCAAGCCUCAGGGAUGCUUCUUGGUGCGGUUCAGCGAGAGCGCCAUCACCUUCGUGCUGACUUACAGGAGCCAGACUCGCUGCCGUCACUUCUUGCUGGCGCAGCUCCCGGACGGGCGCCACGUGGUACUGGGCGAGGACAGUGCCCACACGCGGCUGCAGGACCUGCUGCGACACUACACGGCAUGCCCCCUCAGCCCCUACGGAGAAAAGCUCACCGAACCCUGUGCUCGCCAGACCCCCGAGCCAGCAGGACUUUGCUGGCGGACUGAAGACACGGACUCGGCCAGUAACCCCCAGGCCCGCAGCCCGCAGUACAGUGCAGUCCUCAAACACCGGCCGGCCCCCGCGCCAGCGCCCAAAGAAGCGGCUGCAGAGCCAAAGGAGCCGUCUCAGCCGCCCAGGCCCAAGCCUCCCCUCCCGGCCAAGCCUCAGCUGCCCCCUGAAGUCUACGCGAGCCCCGCUCCGAGACUCCGCCCCGCGCCGCCCCGCAAGCCCUCGCCCCCCAUCUACAACGAGCCCGACGAGCCCAUAGCCUUCUACGCCAUGGGCCGGGGCAGCCCCGGCGAAGCCCCCAGCAACAUUUAUGCCGAGCUGGAGGCUCUCUCGGGGCGGGAGCAACCUCGGCCCGCCGGGGGGCACCCGGCCCUCCGCAAAUGCCGGUCCCGGCCUGCCCCAGAGAGCCAGAAUCCAGGUGGCCCAAAGCUGCAUUCUGAGAACUCUGUGGCUGGACAGCCCCCUCCCUUGGCUCACCAGUCUGCACCUCCCGGAGGACACACCCUUCCCCACAAUCUUUCUAGACAGGCGCUGCAGGACCGAGGACAGCCCUGGCCCUCCCUGGGGUCACCUCGGUAGCUGGUGAGUUUGAGCUGGAAGAGGGUAACAUGCAGUGUCAG